GAGGGGCCGUUUCCAUGCCAUACGUUGACAGUGAGGGUCAUUGGCAUGAAAAACGUCCGGCAGGCUGAUACACUGAGUCAGACAGACUGCUUUGUGACCCUUUGGCUGCCUACUGCCUCUCAGGAGAAGCUGAGGACCAGAACCAUCUCCAAUUGCCAACACCCGGAAUGGGAUGAAAGCUUCACCUUUCAGAUUCAGACUCAAGUAAAGAAUGUACUAGAACUGAGCGUUUGUGAUGAAGACACAUUGACACCAAACGACCAUCUCUUGACAGUUCUCUAUGACCUCUCCAAGCUCUGCUUUCGGAAUAAAACCCAUGUGAAGUUCCCACUCAAUCCAGAGGGCAUGGAAGAGCUGGAGGUGGAGUUCCUGCUCUCAGAAAAUCCCUCCUCACCAGAGACCCUCAUCACCAAUGGCGUGCUGGUGUCUCGCCAAGUCUCUUGCCUGGAGGUUCACGCAGAAUCCAGGAGGCCAAGGAAGAGGGAAAAAAACAAAGACCUCCUGGUGACGGUGACAGACUCAUUCGAGAAUACCCAGCGAAUCCCACCCUGCCCGGAGCCCUGCUACCCCAACCCUUCCUGCUUCCAUUACCCUAAGUUCUUCCAUCCCCAGCUCCACACCGAGGCACCUAAGAGCCACUGGAACUGUGGGCUUUGCUGCUGUGGAGCGUCCAGGAAUGGCAGUGUCUGUCAGCCCCUGGAUUGUCUUCCUGAUGGGGAGGCGGUGACCCUGCCUGUGGGAGAGAGCUAUGAAUUACACAUGAAGUCCACUCCCUGCCCUAACAAGCUGGAUGUGCGGCUGGGCUACAGCCUGUGCCAGGAAGAGGUGGAGUUCCUGCAGAAGCGGAAGGUAGUGGUGGCCAAGGCACUGAGACAGGUGCUACAGCUGGAGGAGGACCUGCAGGAGGACGAGGUACCGACGAUAGCCCUCAUGGCCACGGGAGGUGGCACAAGAUCUAUGGUCUCCUUGUAUGGCCACCUGCUGGGGCUGCAGAAGCUGAACCUUCUGGACUGUUCUACUUACUUGACUGGCUUGUCAGGCGCAACCUGGACUAUGGCUACCUUGUAUAGUGAUCCUGAGUGGUCCUCCAAAAGCCUGGAACCUGUCAUCUUUGAGGCCCGGAGACAUGUUGUCAAAGACAAGUUACCCGCCCUGUUCCCAGAUCAGCUCUGCAAAUGGAAAGAGGAAAUCCACCAGCACAGCCAGGGGGGCUACAGGACCACGCUUACAGACUUCUGGGGCAAGCUGAUUGAGUACAGUCUGGGUGACAAGAAAUAUGAAUGCAAACUGUCAGAGCAGCGUGCUGCUUUGUGCCAGGGACAGAACCCCCUGCCCAUCUACCUCACCAUCAAUGUCAAGGAUGAUGUAAGCAACCGGGAUUUCAGAGAAUGGUGCGAGUUCUCCCCCUACGAGGUGGGCCUGCAGAAGUACGGAGCCUUCAUCCCCACCGAGCUCUUCGGCUCUGAGUUCUUCAUGGGGAGGCUGAUGAAGAGGAUCCCUGAGCCGGAGAUGUGCUACAUGCUAGGGCUGUGGAGUAGCAUCUUUUCGCUGAACCUGCUUGAUGCCUGGAAUUUGUCGCAUACCUCAGAGGAGUUUUUCCAAAAGUGGAUAAGGCACAGACUGUAUGACAUCGAGGAUGAUCCACUCCUGCCUGAAAUCCCUAAAUGUGAUAACAAUCCCUUGGAGACCACAGUAGUGAUCCCAGCAUCAUGGCUGUCCAACACAUUCCGAGAAAUAAUCACAAAGAGGCCCUUCGUGUCUGAGUUUCACAACUACCUGUACGGGAUGCAGCUGCACACAAACUACUUGCAGAACAGACAGUUCUCUAUGUGGAAAGACACAGUACUGGACACCUUCCCAAACCAGCUGACACAGUUUACGAAACACUUGAACCUACUGGACACUGCCUUCUUCGUCAACUCCAGCUACGCACCCCUCCUUAGACCAGAGAGAAAAAUUGACCUCAUCAUCCACCUCAAUUACUGCGCAGGAUCCCAGACUAAGCCCCUAAAGCAAACUUGUGAGUACUGCAUCUCGCAGAGCAUCCCUUUCCCCAGCUACUCCAUCCAGGAGGAUGACAAAAGUCUCAAGGAGUGCUACCUGAUGGAGAACCCCCAGGAGCCCGACACCCCCAUCGUGGUUUUCUUCCCACUCAUCAGCGACACCUUCCAGAAGUUCAAGGCUCCAGGUGUCGAGCGAAGUCCUGAGGAAUUAGAACUGGGCCAGCUGAACAUCUAUGGCGACAAAUCUCCCUACGCCACCAAGGAGCUGACAUACCCAGAGGCUGCCUUCGACAAGCUGGCAAAGCUCACCGAGUACAACAUCCUGAACAACAAAGACAAACUCCUGCAGGCCCUGAGGCUGGCAGUGGAGAGGAAGCGCAUGAGGAGUCAGUGUCCCUCCUAGGCCUGGGGGAACCGUACCCACCCUGUAUCCACUUCUGUUGUCAGAAGCAUCACCCAUCAAAGCUGACCUCACACACAGCUCGCUGGCCAGGGGCUCAGGCAGCUGGGCCUGGGCUCUCUAGCAAAACAUUACAAAUGAACCAAGGAGAGAGAGAGAGAGAGAGAGAGAGAGAGAGAGAGAGAGAGAGAGA
This is a messenger RNA of Acomys russatus (golden spiny mouse), 2596 nucleotides long. It is a transcript of the gene Pla2g4e, whose product is annotated as phospholipase A2 group IVE. Gene Ontology annotation, cellular component: cytosol. Gene Ontology annotation, molecular function: calcium ion binding; calcium-dependent phospholipid binding. The record is from RefSeq and is a predicted model, not a curated record. Bases 46 to 2406 code for a protein of 786 amino acids. NCBI's taxonomy places the organism in Eukaryota, Metazoa, Chordata, Mammalia, Rodentia, Muridae. The transcript is spliced from 19 exons. Gene Ontology annotation, biological process: glycerophospholipid catabolic process.